AUCCUCAUCACAGGUCGUCUUGGGGCCAAGAGAAGUGAGAGAUGCAGGGGAGGUAGCGUGUGCCCCAACUUCCAUGCGUUGGGUUAGGGGUCCAAACCGCGCACGGCGCCUCCCCCAUCCACGGGCACCCCCACACCCCUCCCACGCACUCGCCUGGGCCACCAGGGCCUGUCCCCCGUUGGGGGUGCUGGGCGCGUGCGCGGUGCGGGGGAAGGUCAUGCGUGGGGAUGCGCCCCCGCCCCCGCCCUUUGUCCCGCGGGUGGGAGGGGGAGCGAUGGUGACAAGUGGUCCCAGCGAGGGAUGCGCCGGAUGCCUACGCCGCCACCACCACCCCACCGCCCGCGGGUGCCCGGGGUCGGACUGGCCGGGGCCCCACGCUCACCCACCCGCGCGCGGAAUCCGGCCCAGGGACGACGGCGGCGGCGGUGCCCAUGCCCGGCGCCGGGGAGCGUCUACAAAGAAUAACGGAAAGCGGAGGGAAGCGACCACACACCGGCGGGCGGGCCAGCAGAGGCGGCGAGUCUUGGAGCCGGGCGACUGCAAGGGCAGAGACGCUAGGACCGCCCGGUGCGCCAACUGGCGGGCCUUCUCUGGGGGUCCCCGGGCCCAGGUUCGUUGUGGGGCAAGAAUGAUGAGACACACGCAGACCACUCACCCAGCGUCUGACCGCAAUCAGAGCUCAGGAUCGGGCACUGUUAGUGUUAGGCCAUGGGGAGGCCCUUUUUUAGCUCUCUGGGAAGUAAAGGCAGCUGAUGUGCUCGUCCCCCCAAAACAAGAAGCAGAAAGAAGAAAUGACGCCCUGGACAGUGCCUGGCACAAAACCGACUGCAAGGAAUAUUAACUAGGAGGGUAGAUGUUUAUUCAGCUUCUGGCCCAGUGCUGCCUGCCUCUUCCCCUCCCAUUCUCCAGUAUCAUCCACGCCCUGGAAUUUCUGCCAGCCCUUAUGAGAGGGAUGCUCUAACUCUGCAGGGGGCAAACCUAAAUGUGCCAACCACCUAGAAAACCGAGGCCGCAGUCCUCUCCUACCCACUCCAUGUUACCUACAGAUAAACUGCAGCCUGAGUCAAAACGUCCAGGGGGCAGCGCCUGCCCUCGAUCGAUGUUUUUGAAACUAUAGGUUCAUGUGCAGAAAAUGUAACAUAGUAGAAUAAAAACUGGAAUUGGCAGUUUAAAAAAAAAAAAAAAAAAGCACAUGGGAAAAAAUGAGAGAC
This is a messenger RNA of Sus scrofa (pig), 1211 nucleotides long. Lineage: Eukaryota; Metazoa; Chordata; Mammalia; Artiodactyla; Suidae. The record is from RefSeq and is a predicted model, not a curated record.